UUUCAGAUGAUAUCAUUAUCACUGGUACUUCUUCUGCUGUUUGGCGUUCGGUGCUUUGAUUCAGCAGGUCAAAUAAACGACGACUCACCAUUAUUCAUUAGCACAUCAAUUGAUAAUUCAAUGAAUUUAAAAAUCUUGGUGGAAAAGAAACCAUAUUUUACGGGCUCUGUUACGGGUUACAAGCUCUAUUAUACAAAUGAUUCAAGUCAAACCAAUGAAGAAUAUGAGAAAUGGAUGCAUCAAGAAGCACUUUCAAAUCAGAAUUCAUAUAAUUUUGUAAUUGAUGCAAAUAAACAUGAAAUCGUGUCAGGAGAUGUAUAUCGAGUCAGAGCAACUGUUUUCUUCAAUAAUGUGGAAAGUGUUCCAACUGGAGUUAUUUCAAUCAAUACAAGACAAUCUAUUCCAAAAGCUCCAUUGAUUGUUAACACUAAAAUACUGUACAAUUCAUCUGUACUCAUUUCAUUUGUACCUGCUGAUGAUGUCAACGCUAUCGAGAACUAUACUUUGAUGUAUAAACAAAUGGAAGCGGAAGAAUGGAAAUCAUUGAAUUUCAAAUCUGAUUUUGAUGGAAAGGUUCUUCUCGAUGGCCUUAUUCCAAACCAUACUUAUGAAAUCAAAAUUUUUGUAACGGGUGGAAUAGUACAAGGAACUCCGUCAAAUUUGGCAACGUUCACAACAAAUUCAACUGCAUUGGCUCUCGUAAAAACAGAACCAGAUGAAGAAUAUACUGCUGAUCCUCAAACAAAUGAACCAUUGAGUAUUACAUGUACUGUUAAAUCAGUCAGUAAAGCAUCAGUUUUAUGGAAAGUUAAUGGAAUAAAAGUAUCCGUAGAUUCAAGUUUCUACACAGUUGUCACUUCAGUUCAUGAAGAUUUUAUUGAGUCAACAAUUCGUGCUAAAUCUAGAACUCGAUCUGCAAAAUUCACUUGUUUAGCUACAAAUGAUGCUGGGGACUCAUCAAAAGAAGUUAAUGUAAUCAUAAAAGGACCCGGAAGUCCUCCGUCUGAAAUCACACUAGUCGCAGAAAAAAGAGGUUACACAAUUUCAUGGAAACCUCCAUCACAUCCUAAUGGAAAAAUUACGAAAUAUGUAGUAUAUCACACAUUAAAUCGAGAAGAUCCAUUAUCCGAUUGGCGAAAAAUUGAUUUGGAUGGAUCUGAAAAGAUGGUUCGAAUAAUAAUGGAUACGGAAGAAAGUUUUUAUGGAAGAGUUCAAGCUGCAACUGAACUUGGUCCUGGAAUUAUUUCUGAUAUUGUGGCAAUGGAAAGAGAUACUCAACCAAUUUCCGUCGAGUCUGACCUUUUUGGAGUGUCUGCAACCACAAUGGUGGUGAAUCCACGAGAAACACUCUCGAUUCAAUGUACUGCACGUGGCAAGCCUCGUCCAUCAAUAUCAGUUGCAAUAAGUGAUCGAAAAAAUGCGAGUCAGGUGGAAGUUGAUGUUUGGAGUCGUUUACAAGCCACGUCAUCGGCUGGAAUUGUAUCUGCAGUACACAACUUUUCAGUGCUUACAUCAAAAUUCGUGCACUGUAGGGCAAAAAAUUCAGCAGGCAGCAAUUAUUCUACAAUGGAAUUGAAAGUUGAUAAACCAGGAGAUGCUCCAACUCAAAUUCAAGUGCUCAGUGUCAAUGCACUAGACGCUCUCGUAGUGUGGCACUCACCACAAUUUCCAAAUUCUCCGAUAACAAGUUACAUAGUUCUUGUGAGCAAUGAUGAUAAAGAAGACAAAAGUACAUGGCUUCAAUAUGAAUCGAACGCUAAGGAAACACAAAUCAAUAGAAUGCUUCUUCCAACUGGAAAUCUGGAAAAAUCAACAGAAUAUUUUGUAUGUGUUCGUGCAAAAAAUGCAGCAGGAAUUGGUCCAACAAGCAGUUUGAUAUCAUUUAUAACGUUGAAUGGAGGACCUGAUAGUCCUCCGGAUAACUUAAAAGUAUUGAUAAAUGAGGCAAAUCAAGUGAUUGUUUAUUGGAAUACACCUAAUUCUACGACUGAAGUUACUGGAUAUCUGAUCUACUACACCCGAGAUCUGAGUCUUUCAAAUGAUGAUUACAAAAAUUGGCAAUUUGUUGAAAUGAACAACAACUCAACUCGAUACAAAUUCGACUUAUCUGUCGGAUUGAAACCAAAAACGUUCUAUCGAGUUCGAAUAUCUGGAAAGAAUUCUCACGCCGAUGGACCAGCUAGUGAAGUUGUAGAGUUUGAGACUGCGUAUUCGGAAGUUCCGAUUCCAACCGAUUUAAAGACCGAAGUACUUGAUGAUAACACGAUUCAUAUAAAAUUCAAUGCAGUCAGAGAUCCUGAUGAUCAUUCUAAAGCUCUUGGUGAAUACCGGAUAGACUUGGCAGCAACUGAUGAUGUUCUUCACGCACUAUGGAAACAAAUUGAACCGAAGUCUAUUAAAAUUGAUGAGAUCAGUUCGAUGGUAGAUGUGGAAAUUGAUGGUGAUUCAGUUGAAAAAAAUCAAAUGUAUUGGGUUAAAGUGACUGCAAGAUUGGACAAUCCAUCAUGGGGAAUGCAUUCUUCGAAACCUAGAUGGUUUAGAACUGGUCAUGGAAAACUCAUGACGUCGGUUACACUGGAAGGUGCACCAUUAAUUGAAAAAGAGCCAAAUCUGUUUGAAGAACUGUCAGUAACAUGUACAGGAAUGGGAAGUCCAGCACCAAUUAUAACAUGGGAAUGGAUGAAUAAAUCAAUUGAAAAUGGAACUGAAGGAUGGAAUAUUUUAAAUAUUCAAAUUGAUGAUACAACUGUUGUCUCAAAAAUUACCAGAAACAAUAUUCGCGAGUCGGGAGAUUUAACCUGUUUGGCAAAUAAUAACGAAGGAAGUUCUUCUGCGUCUGUCGAAAUUCGAGUUUUGGGACCCGGAAAUCCACCAGAAAAUAUAAUUUUGACGGCAUACCGUAACCAAAUAAAUGUGACGUGGCAAGAGUCGACACUUCCGAAUGGAGAUAUAAUGAAGUAUAUUGUAUAUUACUCUGAAAAUGAAAAUGAUGAUUUAUCCGAUUGGAAUAAAUUUGAAACAGCAGAAUUGGAAACUUAUGUGGAAACAUUUGGACCACAUACUAAGCAUUUUAUUCGUGUUCAAGCUGUGUCUGAUCGAGGGCCCGGAAUCAUUUCAAAUGUACUUUCAUGCAUUUCUGAUGUGCUUUAUGAGACAAUACACUUGGAAAUAGUUGCAUCGAAUAUUCUUGAUUUCGAGGCAGAACCAAAUCAAAAUGUUGAGAUUCGAUGCAAAGGAACAGGAAAACCACAACCUGAAUUAUUCUAUCAGUUUGCGAAUGAAACAGAACAAAACUUUGUUGAAGUUGAAACAAAUGACAUGGAUUUGUUCGAAGCAAAAGCUCCAGAGAUUAAUUCAAGAAGGAAUGUUACAGUGACAUGCAGGGCAAGCAAUAAGUAUGAAAAUGUCACGAUAAGCAAAGUUAUUAUAAUCAAAAGACCCGGAGAAGCUCCAACAAAUAUCAGUUGGAGUUUUGAAGAAGAAUAUGACUCAACUUUAUAUAUAAAUUGGAAUCCAAUCGAGAAUGCAAAUGGAGAAAAACUAGAAUACAAUUUAUACCUGUCGAAUUACAAAACAAAAGUUUCAGGACCGCCUGUUAAAAUUCCUGAUAUUCCUCUCGAUGUCAACAUUUCACUUCGAGUAUCGGCAGAAAAUGAAUAUGGAGAAGGAGAAAAGACAUUUCCAAUAUGGAUUCCAACUCCAAAUGGAGGCCCAAAAACUGCUCCAAUUCUUUCUUCACUUCAUGCACAAGAUUCAAAAGUUUAUAUUUUCUGGGUAGAACCAAGACUUCCAAACGGAGAGAUUCAAAAUUAUACAAUUUAUAUCCAAAAAGAAAAUGAAUCAGAAAAUGAAGAACAUAGUAUUGAUAAGGAAUGGAAGAAAUUCAUUUAUGGCUCGAAUAUAACUCAUGUCAUAAUUGGUGUUGAUGAUGGUUUAGAAGAAAAUGAAAGAUAUCAAAUGAAAAUGACAGCAACAAAUCAAAGACAUGAAGGUCCUGAGACGAAGGUAUACACUUUCGAUUUGAUAUCCUUUGACGAGAAUGACGUCAUCGAUAAUUUCACAGCAAUUGUUAUCAAUUCAACGGUGUUCGUCGAAGUGGGAAAUCCCAUUUAUACAAAGUACAAUAUUUAUAUUCGAGAAGAUGGAAAUAAUCAGACUGUCAAACAUGAAAUUGAUGUGGAAAGUGGAAAGACAACAUUUGAAUUUCCAUUUCAGUUAGAUCAUACGUUGAGUUAUACAAUCAAAAUGUCUGGAAUGAAGCUUGGACGUGAAAGUCCUCCAUCCGAAGAGAUUGAUCUUGAAUUUAUAAGUUCACCGUCUCCAACUCCAAUAAUUUCCGGUUCCCGUCGAAAAGUGAUCAAGGAGCCGCCACUAUAACCAAUUAUUUUGAAAAACAAUUAAUUUUCGGGUAGACUCUACGAAAUAUUUUUUUUUUCAUUUUAACUUUUCAAUGCCCAUUACGUUCUUUCAUUAAAACAAAACAAAUAUUUUGUAUGUUCAUCAAUUUGUGUUAUAAAUAUUUCAUAUUAUUUAUCACUGUAAAGUUGUUUUUUCCAAUACUUUCUCCACAGGAAAAACAAAAAUAAAAGUGAU
This is a messenger RNA of Caenorhabditis elegans, 4593 nucleotides long. RefSeq names its product Ig-like and fibronectin type-III domain-containing protein C27B7.7 (gene C27B7.7). Gene Ontology annotation, cellular component: extracellular region. The coding region runs from base 7 to 4377 and encodes 1456 amino acids. The transcript has 28 exons. NCBI's taxonomy places the organism in Eukaryota, Metazoa, Nematoda, Chromadorea, Rhabditida, Rhabditidae. The record is from RefSeq and is marked reviewed.